Vigna unguiculata (cowpea) is the source of this 768-nucleotide messenger RNA. Lineage: Eukaryota; Viridiplantae; Streptophyta; Magnoliopsida; Fabales; Fabaceae. The record is from RefSeq and is a predicted model, not a curated record.
AUGGAGCUAUCACAGGACACUAUUAUCGAAGCAAAGGAAGAACUCCUGGUUUCACCAUUAUCUGGUGAAAACCCAAUUCGCAGAACUGCUUAUUUUAUCAAACCCUGUGGUGUUCAAAGACUAACACGUUUGUGUUUUCUUGGGGAGAAGCCUUUCUCUAGACCUCUUGUGAGUGAUGAGGAAAAGGAAGUAGAACAAGAGUUGAUUACUGUGUUUAGGAUGUUUUUCAAAUCGAAGGCCAAAAGGGCAGAUCAUAAUCCAUGGAUGAAGUAUUUCAUGAGUAAUGAAAGCAAUUUGGAACAUGAGGCAUUCUUGUGUUCCUGGUUGUCGAGGUUUGUUUUCCCUGGUAGAUCAUAUAAAUCCAUUCUGAAAAGUGUUUUUCCUAUUGCCAUACAGUUAGCAAGAGGGACUAAACUAGCUCUUGCACCUGCUGUCUUAGCCAACAUUUACAGGGAUUUGAGGUUGCUGAAUGAAAAAGUCAGAAUGGUCACAAUAGUGGAGUUAGAAGUUACAUUGUUGGCUCCUUUUCAGUUGGUCCAAGUUUGGGCAUUGGAGAGAUUUCCCUCGUUGCAGCCGUGUCCUCGAGUAGUUGAGCAAGGCCAACUCUUGAUGGCUAAAUGGCACACAGUGAAAAUGGUUAAACAUGACAACUUGAAAUUGAUUUUGGACUCUUCAAGAGCUGGAAAUGACUUUAUUUGGUGUCCAUUUGUGAAUUCUCCUCCUCUUCAGCUUUACAAUGAAAAUGACAAGAGUGGUUGCCAAGCUUAA